AUGCAAAGCGAGUCCUGCGAGACCGACCAGGAGUGCUUGUGCAUUCCGGCGGAUGCUUCGCUUUUGGAAGGUGUGCGGCUGCUUGUCUGGCACCACCUUGGAAAGAGUCUGGGAGAGACAGCGCUGACUCCUAAGCAAAAGCAACUGGUGGAACGCCAUGUGCUGCAUUUGACGCGGUAUGCAGAGAGACUGAAGCAGACGAUUCUGAGCACAAUGGUCUUUGAUCAUGGUCAAGGAACCGAUGUGCAGGAGAGCCUUGAACAGGACGUGUCAUUCGCCGCAUCAUCUUCAACUGGGACUGAGCCUCGACAAGUGCGCCUGAGGGACAGCGAACUUCUUGAAAUUUACCGCAAUGCUCAGGCAGAGGCAGGCAGGGAAGCUGAUUGGCGUGGCCUGUCAGACCACGCAGACCACGCUGCGGCAUCUCAAGGGUGGCGCUACGAAUGGCUUCGUCAGCUGCGCCAGAGCUUCGAUCGAGGAUCUUGCCCGAAGCCCAAGUCACCUCGCGUGCCACCAGAACCGAGGUCUGGUGAUGUAGCUUGA
Symbiodinium pilosum is the source of this 543-nucleotide messenger RNA. NCBI's taxonomy places the organism in Eukaryota, Dinophyceae, Suessiales, Symbiodiniaceae. The record is from the annotation of a GenBank genome assembly.